UUUUAAUAUAUACACAGGCAAUAUAGUUGCUGAGAUCUGUCUAUCGAAUAUAGAUAUUCAUCAAACUUUUUUUGAAAAGAAAAAAAAAGUUUGAUGAAUAUUGAUCAAACUAAGGAUGGGAAAGAAAAAGUGUUUGGUAGUUGUAGUGGGCAUUGUCGUUGUGAUAGCCGCAAUCGUCUUAUGGUCCAUCUACGGGUCUCGGUCGUCGGGCAAGAACUCAUCAGAUCAGAAGCCACCGGAAUAUUCCUUCACGGAUGCCGUCGCGACAAACGUUAGCAUUACCGGCGAAGCAACACGCAAGAUCUUCACCGCCGACUUCACCUUCACCCUGAAUGCCUCCAACCCCAACAAAAACCACACCCUUUGCUACGGCGGCGGGGAGGUGUCAUUCUUUGUGAGAAAACGCUCAACCCGGAACCCGCUGGCCUCCGCCGUGACAAUGCCAGCCUCGCCGCUUCUCCCCCACGCUUCCGCCCUCUUCACCUACAAUCUUCAUGCCCAAGGCGUGCCUCUUGACCAGGACUUCUCCUUCUGGUUUUCCCGAAUAAAUGAAGCCGUCGUCAAGACGAGGUUAGGGGUGAACGUUACGGCUUGGUUUGGUAAUGAGAACUCGACGUCGCUUUCAUAUAGCCGGCGGCUUAUAGUGGUGUGCGGUGGUCUGGCCUUCAAUUCUACCAAUCAGUUACAGACGGAUUACCUUUUGUGUGACCCCGAUCCAUCUUCGAGAAACCUUGACGGUUGACCAACCAAAUAAUUAUUACUCCCUUCGUCCCCUUAAGUUUGGGACGGAGGGGUGUGGUGUGGUUUUUAAGAAAAAGUGGAAUUGUGUAGUUGGUAUUGAAUUGAUAAAGUGUAAAUAAAGUAAGAAUGAAUUCUAACCACUCAAAUGUUACCAAAUAUGGUAUGGGACAAACUUAGUGGGACGGAUGAAAAAGGUAAAACGGGGCAAACUUAAAGGGACGGAGGGAGUACUCCUUACUACGUAUGUUGGUGCUUUUCUAUUGGUCGAGUAAUAAUACAAUCAGUGUGGUUCAAUUGGCUGAGGGAAAAUCCUAGCCGCCGCCUCUCCUUCUUCUCUCUUUGUUCAAUUUUCGUUUUCUCCUAAUAAUGAAAAAAGUUUCGUUAGACCAAUAUUUUCAGUUCUAUGUAUACAUCUGUUUCCUAGCGUUGUCUAGAGAUACUACUUUCGGUGGCGAAGUGUCGCUCGCCAGAUUUAUAUUCUCUGUCAUCAUCGGUCGGGGUGUUUUUGGGUGUUAGUAAGAGAUGUGUACUGGCUUCUCUAUCGAUCAUGAUCUUCUGUAUCAAUAUAGAGGCCAAUCGCCCCCCUCCUGAACCACCGCCGAUCAAGGAAGAUGAGAGUGAAUGGAUUGCUUUCUUUCCGGUGGUUGGUUACACCGAAAUAAUUUCUGCACUUGGCUCCUUACCGGUGGCUGGAAAAACCGGCAAGUUUAACAAAUCCUUUUCGGUGGCUUGUCAAACCGGACCUAUUUCGAGUAGCACAAGCAGUCAAAUUGCGGGACGAGUCUACACAGUUGCAGAGUUAGCGAACAUUAUAGCUUUUAUAUGGCUUUUUUGUUCUUUGUCUCACCCUAAUGUAGCAUUAAACGCUGUGAUUGUAAUGCUUCGACUUUUGAUUGUUAUGUUUCUGGUUACCCUUAUCAAUAAUAAUUAAGUUAUUUGAUUUUCAAAAAAAAGUACAAUCAUUGUAAUUCAAUCGCAU
Messenger RNA from Cuscuta epithymum, 1720 nucleotides. NCBI's taxonomy places the organism in Eukaryota, Viridiplantae, Streptophyta, Magnoliopsida, Solanales, Convolvulaceae. The record is from the annotation of a GenBank genome assembly.